GUCGAUUCAUUCAAAGUGGAAUCAGACACCCACAGUUCAACUAAUCGCAAGGAUUAGACUUAUUCUUACUACAGAAGAGUGGAUUAUAUACUGUUUAACGUUCAAAAUGGCACCUUUUUAAGCCUGACGUUACGAAGCUGCACAUGCCAGAAAACGAUUCAGUGAGAUUGUAUAUUUUGCUUGACCAGGCUUCACUAGAGUCAGUUAAGGCAUCUAGUGGGAAAGAGUUCCAACUACUUAAUCCUGAUAGACAUAAAGAUCGGAUUUUAAAGGCCGGUGUUGAUGUUGCCACAGUUCGUCCAGAUAUUACCCAUCAAUGUCUACUCAUGCUACUUGAUAGCCCAUUAAACCGAGUUGGCAAACUGCAGGUUUUUAUUCGAACAAGAAAAAAUGUGAUAAUUGAAGUGAAUCCUAAAACAAGAAUACCACGUACAUUCGAUCGAUUUUGUGGGCUUAUGGUGCAACUUUUACACAAACUUUCAAUACAUGCUGAAGGUGGCAAUCGUGAGAAACUAUUAAAGAUCGUCAAAAACCCUGUAACACGACACUUUCCAAUCGGUGCUCCAGUUAUUACAAUGUCGUUUUCAUCAAAGGAACAAAUUAAACCAAUUCAACUAGCUGAAGAGACACAGAAACCUAACCCUCAAUCAGUUGUUAUUGUUAUUGGUGCAUUAGCCCAUGGUUCAGUUGUCGAUACUUGUAAAGAGUUUACACAACGUACAGUCAGUAUUAGUAACUUUCCUUUAUCGGCCGCUCAGACAUGCGCUCGAAUAUGUACUGCAUUCGAAGAAGUAUGGUGUGUUGAAGAUAUUUUAAGUGGAGUAAAAACGCAAAUAGAAACCUGAUACGUUAAAAUGACAUCAGUGAUAUGUAUGAUAAUAUUUAUUUGUAAAUAAAAGACUUGCACCUGUUAUUGUAUUGCAAAAUGAAGUACAUGUAAUUAAUUGGGAGAUUUAACUGUUUGUUAUCAUUUUCAAUAGUCACCAGAAACACCCUCAAAUAUGAAAAAUAAGCUAUGAUAAAAGAAUAAUGUAAACCAAACACACCGUUCACAGGUUAAUAAAUACGCUUCAUCACAAAGAAAAAGUCAUGUAAACUCUGAUCACAUAGUUAAAUGACUGAAAGUCAACAAAAUAAUUAUUAUUAGAUGUACUUAAUUUAUUCGUUGACAGGCAUAUAACCAAAAUUAAAUAAUGCUACUAUUUGAAUUUGUUUGAUUUCAUCAGCUGGGGGUAAAACACGUUGUUCUAAUGUUGUAGAAGCAGUGGCAGUUGUUGCUGACAAUAUUGAUGUUUCAGUGGUUGUAGCUGUUUCUGGAAUCUUUCCUUGUGUUUUGGUAGUGUCAGUUGCCACUGUUUUAUUACUCGCUGCACUUAACAGAGUAGUUGAUGUGUUUUUGUAGUCGAAAUUCAUG
This is a messenger RNA of Schistosoma curassoni, 1414 nucleotides long. The record is from the annotation of a GenBank genome assembly. NCBI's taxonomy places the organism in Eukaryota, Metazoa, Platyhelminthes, Trematoda, Strigeidida, Schistosomatidae.